AGACUCUCCAUUCAAAAGUCAUACAUACUAAAGAAAACCCGGCUCUAAGCCCAGCCUUUGUAAAUCACUAAAAAAAAACCCAUUCUUGGGAAUCAACAUCAUGGCUCCCACCCAGAGCAAGCUCGCCAGCUACGAACUUCCCCUUCGCAUAUUGACUCUUCUCACAUCCCUCCUCGCAUUACCCCUUCUCAUCGCUACCACAGUCGUAUCAAUCCACAACUACUCCUGGUACCGCUACCGCCCCGUAACAGCCUUUUGCUUCGGGUUCAUCCCGCUCGCUCUCACCGCUUUCGCAUCAACCAGGAGCCUCGUACACCAAAGGAGAUUUGGACGCAUGCCCCAAGCAAGCUUCAAGGCUGUCGAUGGCGUGGCAUGCAUCGCGUACUUGAGUAUCCUAACUGCCAUUUGGGCUGUUGAAAUCGGGUACCUGGAGAGGCCAGGAUUUGGGCUUUUGGCUGGAUAUACGACUGCACCUAUGAUUUUGAACAUGUUCGUACAUGGUUACCUCUUCGCUUGCAAUGUGCGAUCAAUGGUCGCGCUUUUUGCGGCUCCACAAGUACAUGAGUGUCCCAACUGCCAUAGUAGCUUCACCACGCGCGCACCGCAGGUCCAGGAGACAAAGCAGAGUGGAGAGUAUAGUUUGUUGCGUGGAGAAGACUACCUUGAUGUGGAUCCUGAUGCAGAGCACUACACUGAUGGUAGCUCCGGCCCUGCAGAUGCGCAGAUACUACGGCCUGAAAACGAGUCCAAGGGCGAGUUCAAGGGCGAGCUCAAGGUUGAGUUCAAGGGCGAAAGCAAGAAGGCAAUUAUCGAUGUCUAAGCUUUCGGCUUUGGUCGGAGUAUCAGAUGGUUUGUGCUUAAUGGGGGUUACUAUUGCGGCUUUUCAAGACAAAUUUUCGCGAUGAUGCAGGUAGUAGGUAAGAAAUGUCGUGAUGGAGUUAGUGGUGAGAGUGAUGCUGGAUGAGUUGCUUGCCAGAUAUACAGCCAGCCUUGCAAAACUGAUAGGCAGUCUGAAAUGUGACGCGGAUGAAGAGGGAAGAUGGAACUGUAUCGUGCGUUACAUUUGACAUGUACAAUAGAGAUAUCAUAUAUACAUCCUCAUCCCCACAACCCACCGGAACUCCCAUACCCACUGUAUCUUCUAUAAAUAAUGCCGUAAAUUACAUACAUGCCAUCACGCUUAGUAGACAGCCUUGCAGCCUUUGAUUGCGGG
Molecule: messenger RNA, 1213 nt
Organism: Bipolaris maydis ATCC 48331
Lineage: Eukaryota; Fungi; Ascomycota; Dothideomycetes; Pleosporales; Pleosporaceae
Source: RefSeq, a predicted model, not a curated record